Messenger RNA from Phytophthora nicotianae INRA-310, 234 nucleotides. RefSeq lists its product as hypothetical. Lineage: Eukaryota; Oomycota; Peronosporomycetes; Peronosporales; Peronosporaceae. Bases 1 to 234 code for a protein of 77 amino acids. The transcript is spliced from 2 exons. The record is from RefSeq and is a predicted model, not a curated record.
AUGGACCAUUUAGAGUUGCGGAGACAGUCGAUUGGCACGCGCUACAGCGGCACAGAGUACCGACUGUUCCCGAUCGUCCAUGAGCGCGAGCUCGAUGAAGACGAGAACGAAGCGGAGGAGGUCGCUGGUGAGCGCUCGAGCAAGAAGACUCGAUACGGCCGCACGCUACGCGAGUACCUGGGCUACGCCGAGCCGUCGUGGGUCGACGAGACUGACCUCAAGUAUGGAGCGUAG